UAUGUGAGCCGUGUACAGGAAGUGGCGGGCCGCGGCUUCUCUAGGUCCGCACCUUUUCCGGUAACACAGAACUACAGUUGAGAGAGCGAGCGAGAGCGGCAAAAAGAAGACUGAGAGGCGGAGGAGAAACGGCCCGGGAACCGGGCAGAACGAUAGCUGGAGACAAAUGGAAGAGGAGAAAGUCGGAUGAAUCACUGACCUUUCCGGGCCUUCCUCCACGGAAAGGUUGUGGGGGUUGAAUCCGUGUUUUACGGCAGUGGAUUUAAUCAGCAAGCACCGAAGCGAUUGCGGACGCACAGCGACCGAGGAGGAAGUGUUAAAUCCGGGUAUGGACUGGGCCUGACUCCGACUCCCGCUGAGCGCUCUGGAGUCUGGAAGACUUUGAAGUCUUUGUGGAAAUGUGUUUUUUAAAAAUGAAAUUGUUAGAUUGAUCCUACAAGGGCUACUGCACACCCACUCAGGUCACAUAUACAAAUAUUUUUAUUAUUCAGCCGCCAUUAAAGACGCUAGACUUCCUUACCCCCCAUUUACUAAGUAUUUAUGCCCAACAAACAAGAUGGGGAAAAUGCUGUCAAAGAUCUUUGGCAACAAGGAGAUGAGAUUAUUGAUGCUUGGACUUGAUGCAGCGGGGAAAACCACCAUCCUGUACAAGCUGAAGCUGGGACAGUCAGUCACCACUAUCCCAACGGUGGGCUUCAACGUGGAGUCGGUCACCUACAAGAACGUCAAGUUCAACGUGUGGGACGUGGGCGGCCAGGACAAGAUCCGGCCCCUUUGGAGACACUACUACACCGGUACACAGGGCCUCAUCUUUGUGGUGGACUGUGCCGACAGGGAUCGGAUCGACGAGGCCCGUCAGGAGCUCCACCGUGUCAUUAACGACCGUGAGAUGAGGAACGCCAUCAUACUCAUCUUUGCCAACAAGCAGGACCUCCCAGACGCCAUGAAGCCCCACGAGAUCCAGGAGAAGCUGGGCCUUACGCGGAUCCGGGACAGGAAUUGGUACGUUCAGCCCUCAUGUGCGACGUCGGGGGAUGGACUUUUUGAGGGCCUCUCCUGGCUUACUUCAAACUACAAAAGCUAAUGCCCCACCAGCCUGAACUUAACAGUAGUCAACAAUGAAAACACAUGCGUGAGAGAAAGAGAGAGUCUAAUGCAAUUAAUUACACAACCACUCUAUAGCAAUUAGUUUUAUUCCCCAUUUUUCUUGAUUGUGACUAGUCAAAUCCAAAAUUGUAAUUUUUGUUUGCUUUGCAGCUCCCUCCCUAUCGGCAUAAUCAGUUUAAGAAUAAUUUCAGCUCUUAUUGUUUGGCAGGUUACUUCGCUUUUGCUAUCUUCUUGUUCUCCAUGGACUUGACACAACCGAUCCUAAGAGUAGGUGGACAACUUCUGGGAUUUGUUUUGCCUUUUAUUAGCAUGUUAUGUUGAACUUUUUCUAAGAAUGUCUGUGUUGCGCCUCAAAAACAAACAAAAAUGUGAUUGUACUUGUUAUUUUUGUUGUUGUUUUUGAGGAAGAGGGACACCUUUAGGGAUGUUGAACUUCGACUCACUGUGAUAUGGAAUAUAUGUCUCGCACAGAUCUUCCAUUGCGUUGUUUGUAGUUUCAGCUGCCUUAAAAAGGGUGUUCUUUGCACUUUGGGGUGGAAUGUCAGGAGAGGUGUCACUUUGCGCUUUUAAGUUUGAACUGACUUUUGGACCCCAGCAAGUAUUUCUACGACAUCCUCCACUCUCCAGACCACCUCCAUUUUUGUAAAGUUGGCGCUUCAAUUACUUCAUCAUCAUCACCCCUUUUAAUAGAUCACUCUUCAGUUUUCUCACAUUUUUUUGAAAUGCUGAUUGAAGUAAUAAAAAAAUGUCAUUCAAAUCAGAA
Nerophis ophidion (straightnose pipefish) is the source of this 1870-nucleotide messenger RNA. It is a transcript of the gene arf6a, whose product is annotated as ADP-ribosylation factor 6a. Bases 557 to 1084 code for a protein of 175 amino acids. Gene Ontology annotation, cellular component: cytoplasm. Lineage: Eukaryota; Metazoa; Chordata; Actinopteri; Syngnathiformes; Syngnathidae. Gene Ontology annotation, biological process: vesicle-mediated transport; intracellular protein transport. The record is from RefSeq and is a predicted model, not a curated record. Gene Ontology annotation, molecular function: GTP binding; GTPase activity. The transcript is spliced from 2 exons.